Lingula anatina is the source of this 666-nucleotide messenger RNA. Its product is annotated as carbohydrate sulfotransferase 8-like. The record is from RefSeq and is a predicted model, not a curated record. Lineage: Eukaryota; Metazoa; Brachiopoda; Lingulata; Lingulida; Lingulidae.
AUGAAUUGGCGCUUUGUAUUUCUCCGUCUGGCUGGAAAACUUGCACCAUCAACAACUUUGUUUGAAGUACAAGAGGAGUCAAGAAGAUUCUACCGCGCUAUAACUCACUUUGAAGAUCUCGGUCGUAGGAAAAGAGAAGUAAUUGUUAGGGAGUAUCUAAAGGUGGUAUUUGUACGACAUCCGUUAGUUCGACUUUUAUCAGCGUACAGAAUGCUGGCAGAGGGAAAUACAGUUUUGGCCAAUCUUUUCAAAAUGCUUAAAACACAAAAUGGUGGUACCGUUUCCUUACAGAGUUUUGUUGGGUUUAUCAUAAAGAGCUAUGACCCAAAUAAAGGGGUCAUUACUAGAGAGAAAAGAUUGGGAGACGACCACUGGGCUGAAUAUUUCCAGCUUUGCGACCCUUGUUCUGUUCAAUAUGAUAUCAUUGGCCAUAUAGAAGACGAAGAAGACGCCUCAAAUUUCUUGAAAUUAAUCGGUGGAAACUUCACAUUUCCAUCUCUGGAAUCCGUGAACGAUACUGCUGAACGUCACAGGGUUCACGGCGACACCGCACAAAAAAUGAAAGAGAGCUACGCUGAGGUGAAGGAAGCAGAUCUACGCAGGUUGCUGGAGGUUUUCAGAACGGAUGCACAGCUGUUCGGAUACGAUCUGACAAAAAUGGAUUGA